Messenger RNA from Closterium sp. NIES-65, 861 nucleotides. The record is from the annotation of a GenBank genome assembly. Lineage: Eukaryota; Viridiplantae; Streptophyta; Zygnematophyceae; Desmidiales; Closteriaceae.
AUGCCGCCCGUCACUAUUCCCGCCGCCCGGUUACAGUUCAGGCCGCCCGUCACUGUUCAGGCCGCCCGUCACUGUUCAUGCCACCCGUCACUGUUCAUGCCGCCCGUCACUGUUCAUGCCGCCAGUCACUGUUCAUGCCGCCCGUCACUUUUCGUGCCGCCCGUCACUGCUCGUGCCGCCCGUCACUGCUCGUGCCGCCCGUCUCUGCUCGUGCCGCCCGUCACUGCUCGUGCCGCCCGGUCACUGCUCCUGCCGCCCGGUCACUGCUCCUGCCGCCCGUCACUGCUCCUGCCGCCCCGUUACUGUUCAUGCCGCCCGAUUACCAUGCCAUGCCAUGUCCUCGUGCUCGUUUCCGCCCUUGCUCGUUUCCGCCCUUGCUCGUUUCUGCCGACAGUGACGGGCGCAGCUGGGCAACGCACUCGUCGUUCCCUUGCUCUGCACUCGUUGUUCCCUUGCUCUGCACUCGACGUUACCUUGCUCUACACUCGUCGUUCCCUUGCUCUGCACUCGUUGUUCCCUUGCUCUGCACUCGCCGUUCCCUUGCUCUGCACUCGUCGUUCCCUUGCUCUGCACUCGUCGUUCCCUUGCUCUGCACUCGUCAUUCCCUUGCUCUGCACUCCUCCUCACCCCCCUGUUUUCCCAUCCCCCACUGUUCAUCCUAUUGCUUCCCCAUCCCGCACUGUUCACCCCACUGUUUCCCCAUCCCGCACUGUUCACCCCACUGGUUCCCAUCCUGCACUGUUCACUCUCCGCUCUGGUCUGGAUGAGGCUCGGAGAGCCAUGCUGUCACACCUGCCAUCCUGCCACCCCUCCCCACCCCGCCUUGCGCAGGUGGCCUUCUCUCGCUGCAGGGCGCCGUGA